This is a messenger RNA of Rattus rattus (black rat), 310 nucleotides long. RefSeq names its product beta-defensin 33. The coding region runs from base 44 to 232 and encodes 62 amino acids. Gene Ontology annotation, molecular function: CCR6 chemokine receptor binding; chemoattractant activity. Gene Ontology annotation, biological process: cell chemotaxis; defense response to bacterium. The record is from RefSeq and is a predicted model, not a curated record. The transcript has 2 exons. Lineage: Eukaryota; Metazoa; Chordata; Mammalia; Rodentia; Muridae.
UCACUCUGCUCCCUCCCUCCACUACAAGAACUCAUCUCUCACCAUGAGGCUGCUAUUUCUUCUCUUUCUCCUCCUUGUAUGUCUUGCUCAGAAUACAUCAGGGCACAAAAGAAAUACGAAAUUUCAUGAGUGUGAGAAAAUGGGUGGCAUUUGCAAGUAUCAGAAAACCCACGGAUGCUCCAUCCUGCCUGCAGAAUGCAAAAGUCGAUACAAACACUGCUGUAGGUUGUAAUGGCAGCUUGCUGGGAUGUGCAGCACAGCAUGGGAGUAGUCAACUGCUCUGAUCUCUGUGAAAUAAAAACACCAUUAU